Molecule: messenger RNA, 1190 nt
Organism: Bradysia coprophila
Lineage: Eukaryota; Metazoa; Arthropoda; Insecta; Diptera; Sciaridae
Product: hydroxyacyl-coenzyme A dehydrogenase, mitochondrial
Biological process (GO): fatty acid beta-oxidation
Cellular component (GO): early endosome; membrane; mitochondrion
Molecular function (GO): NAD+ binding; (3S)-3-hydroxyacyl-CoA dehydrogenase (NAD+) activity
Source: RefSeq, a predicted model, not a curated record
GACAUUUUACAUUGUCAUUCAUACAUUUUGAUGGUGUUUUUCGCCAUAAACAUCUUUUUCACUUCUUAACAGUUUAUUAUUAUCAAAGUGUAAAACGUAAUUAAACUAAAAGUCGUCGGGAGUGACUUAAUGUGAAAUCAAAUACGAACUUCUGAUGCCAUAAAUUUUUUGCAGAACGGAAAAUGUCGCGAGAAAGCAGUGUAAACAUAAAAAAUGUCACGGUUUUCGGAGGUGGUGUUAUGGGUUCCGGUAUUGCAUUUGUUGUAGCUGCUGCUGGUUAUAAUGUAACAUUGACCGAGGUGUCGCAACAACUAGCUGAACAAUCCAAGAAAAAUGUGAUGAAAACGGCUGAACGUGUUGCACGGAAGAAAUUCGCUAAUGACGAAAAACUCAAACAGAACUAUGUUCAGGAUACGAUGUCUAGAAUCGACACAUCUUUUAACUAUGAGAAAUCGGUCAAAAAUGCUGACUUGGUUAUAGAAGCGAUUGUAGAAGAUUUGGGAGCCAAACAUAAAUUGUUUUCCCUUAUCGACAAAGUAGCACCUCAGCACACUAUUUUCACGUCCAACACUUCAUCUUUACUAAUAAAGGAAAUAGCUUCGGUUACAACUCGUCUUGACCGUUUCGGUGGAUUGCACUUCUUCAAUCCGGUCCCAGUCAUGAAACUGUUGGAAAUCAUCAGCACAGAUGAAUCGUCGUCUGCUACGAAUGAUACAUUGAAAAUGUUUGGAAAAUCAAUUGGAAAAACUUGUGUCAGUUGCAAGGACGCUCCUGGUUUCAUCGUCAAUCGAUUACUGAUUCCGUACAGCUCCGAAGCAAUUAAAUUGUUGGAAGAAGGUGUUGCUACUGCUGAAGACAUUGAUGUGGCUAUGAAACUGGGUGCUGGGUAUCCGAUGGGCCCGUUCGAAUUAGCUGACUUAGUUGGAUUGGAUGUUAUGUCAAAUAUACGAAAAGGAUGGUGUGCGAGAUUUCCAACAAAAUAUCAGCCGAGUAAAUUGGUGGAUAAAAUGGUUAGUGAAGGGAAACUCGGUAUUAAGACAGGCGAAGGUUUUUACAAGUACAAUAUGUAACGGCGUUUAAGUGGAAAGGUAUGAAUGAUUCGUCGGAACGGGAUUUGUUAUACUUAGUGUUUGGGAUUUUUUUCGGUUGGAUAGACAACAUUACAUUUUGGAAUAAAAAUAUUUGCAAUU